This is a messenger RNA of Xyrichtys novacula (pearly razorfish), 22411 nucleotides long. The record is from the annotation of a GenBank genome assembly. NCBI's taxonomy places the organism in Eukaryota, Metazoa, Chordata, Actinopteri, Labriformes, Labridae.
CGUGCCUUUCCUGCGAGCAGAGCAGUCAGAGCCGGGAGAGCAGCCCGGAGGACCCGUGGAGGAGAACCGGGGCGAGGAGGAGCGGAGAGGCCGGACGACAGAGAGCCUUCUGCCGCAGAGGAAACUCCGAUUAAGCCGCUGGACAAACAGAUCUACCGGCAUCUCCCGGGGCACACACACACACACACACACCGCGUCACGCAUUCUGGCCCACCCACCGCGACCAUCCAGCAGGUUGUUUGGCGAACCGGGACCGGAGGGUGGAGUUGGACACACCGGCAGCUGAUCAGCUGUUUGACCGGGGCUGAUCUCCGUCAUCACCGGCUCGGUCCUGGUUCAGGUUCAGGUUCAGGGAUGGACAGCCUGACUCCAACCUGUCCGAGUGCGCAGACAAGAACAAGUCCUGGAUCCUGAGUCUGAUUCGGAUCUACUUUGGUUCUGCUUGUGUUCCGGUGCGCACAGAUUCAUGUCGAGGAGACUUUGCGCAGCAGCGGCAGCAGCAGCAGCAGCAGGGCAGUGGUCGGUCCGUCCUCGGUGGUCUUUCUAACCGCAGAGAAGCAGAGAAGUGCCGCUUCAUUCCGCCGCCUCUGACCUCCAGCGGAUGAGAGAACCCCGGGGGAAGCGGCGCACCUGUAACCGGAGCGAGGUUGGAUUCUCCCCGGCCGGUGACCUCCUGCUCCGGGGGGCGAAGCCUCCAACCCCCCGGCGUCCCCUCUCUUCGUCCGGACCGAGAGCGGCGGGGCUCACCGAUGCGGACGGCGGCUCCUGAUGCUCAGCAGUGCUCCGGGGCUUUCCGGUCGGUGGGAGAGGCUCGAACCGCGGCCGCGCGCUAGGAUGCUGCGCCAGGUGUUGCACGCGGGCCUGAGGACGUCCUUCCACGCGCUGGGACGGUUCGUGGCGGGCCACCCGGUGUUCUUCGCCUCGGCGCCCGUGCUCCUCUCCAUCCUGCUCGGGGCCAGCUUCAGCCGGUACCGCGUGGAGGAGGACGUGGAGAGCCUGCUCGCGCCCAAGCACAGCCUGGCGAAGAUCGAGGGGAACCUCGUGGACAGCCUGUUCCCCGUGAACCGAUCCAAACACGCGCUCUACUCCGACCUGCAGACCCCGGGACACUAUGGGCGCGUGAUCAUCACCUCGAGGAAGGGGAGCGUGUUGGACCCGGUUCACCUGGAGACCAUACUGAAGGUACCUACUUCAAACCUGUGUAUUGAUGUGAGUUAAUUUGAGGACACGAACCCAACAAAGUUUGAAGAACUGAGAAGGUUUGGAAAGAUUUUAGUUUUUUCCUAAAAUGAGUUUAAUCUGUAUAAAAGAAACACAAACAAACAAAAACAUGGAUAUUAGAGACACACCAGAACCAGAGAGAGUGAACAAAAGACACAAACACAUGAGUUUAGAGAGUGAGGGAUCAGAGGGUAAAGUCGAGGGUUCAAGGCCUGACUCCAUGUCUGCUAGACUUUAAAGAAACCUGUCCUUGUUUUUGAAAUAACUUGAAUUUAAAGGGAUAAUCUGGUGUGAAAUUAAUUUAGGGUCAAACACACCGUAACACCGAGUUAGACCCCCCCUCCAGAGAUGAAUGUUGUCGACCGCUUGCUUCUCUAGUUAUACCAACUUUAGUAACAGGAUAGAAAUACAGAGAGACACGCCCCCAACCAAAACGCCACUCUAUAGCCACAAAUAAUGCUCAGAACAGCACCUAACUUCAUCAACAGGACAUAUAGGGUCACAGACAUAGUACUAGACACCAAACAUCUUUUUAACUUUGACUCAUUUCUUUAGCAAAGAGACUAAACACAACUCACCUACUCUCUGUGGGGUGCCGCAGCUCAAGGAAGAACAUUUAUGAUCAUUUCUUCAUGAAAAUACAAUCAGACCAAGACGCUAAGACAGAAGAACUACCGCGUCUGCAGAGAAAAAUGAUUAAUAUGAUGAUUAUUACUUCAAGGAAAUGAUAAAGAAAUGAUCAUAAAUGUUCUUCCUUGAGCUGCGGCACCCCACAGAGAGUAGGUGAGUUGUGUUUAGUCUCUUUGCUAAAGAAAUGAGUCAAAGUUAAAAAGAUGCUUUAGAUAAUAGAUAAUAGCCAUUAUUUGUGGCUAUAGAGUGGCGUUUUGGUUGAGGGCGUGGCUCUCUGUAUUUCUAUCCUGCGGUUGUUACUAAAGUUGGUAUAACUAGAGAAGCAAGCGGUCGACAACAUUCAUCUCUGGAGGGGGGGUCUAACUCGGUGUUAUGGUGGGUUUGACCCUAAAUUAAUUUCACACCGGAAUAUCCCUUUAAAUCAUCAGGUGACGUCCUCAGGGUUCCACAGACGUGAUCUCAGACAACAGCUCAGAGGACAGUUUUAACUCAUUUUGUCCUUUAAACUCUCCUGCGUUUCUUAUUUAUGUUCGAUGUCAGUUUUUGAUGAUCUAAUCAUUCUGCUGAUCUCAGGAUGUUAAACUAAAAAACUUUGAUCCGGUGGUCGUACAAUUGAACAAUCUGCAAAAGUCCACCUGAAAAUGUCCGUACCUGACUCUUACGUGCCUGAAAUUGCACAAGCUUUCUGAGAAUCAUCCCAGUUUGUCAUCGCAGCUCUGAGUAAGAGCGUCUAAGGUGAGCUUGUGUCCUGGCCUCUUCAGAAUCGAUACUCGGGAACAUGAUUUGACUCACAAUUCUUCACAGAGACUCAUUUUUCUGCUCCUGAUUAUAUCAGUUUUUUGGGGGCGCAGGUUUAGCUCUCCUUCCCCCUCAGACUAAAACUGAAGCUCCUGAAGCAGCAGGUCCAGAUCUCUCUGUAAUCUCUGAGCUAAAGCCUGAAAUAAUCUCGAGGAAGGAAACCAGUCAUUCAGGAAAAAACAGGUUUCAGGAUCCUUCACUGACGGACUCUCAUAGAGAGGACAAAAGAGAAAUAAAGUUCUAUCUAAUCCAAUCAAAUCUUUAUUUCAAUCAAUCAAUCAAUCAACUUUAUUUCUAUAGCACAUUUUAAAAUAACCACAAGGGUAGUCAAAGUGCUGUACAAUGAUACAUAAAACAAAUAACACAAAGAGCAAGAUAAAGUGAGCAGAAAUACAUUAAUGCAAGGGGAUAAAUAAGUAAAUAAAUAAGCAGGCUCACAGCAGGUGCUAAAAUGAUAAAAAACAAAGUAACACUAAAAAGUAUCAAAAGCCAAGGAGUAAAAGUGUGUUUUUAAAAGGGAUUUAAAAACAGGAAAUGAGGAGGCCUGUCUAAUAUUCAAGGGCAACUCGUUCCAGAGCUUCGGGGCAGCAGCAGCAAACGCUCUGUCCCCUCUGAGCUUCAGCCUUGUAUAUGGGACCGUCAGUAGCAGCUGAUCGGCUGAUCUUAAGGGUCGGGGUGGGCAGUAAGGCUGGAGCAUUUCAGAAAUGUAAGGUGGAGCAAGAUUGUUCAGGCUUUUAAAAACAAAUAUUAAAAGCUUAAAAUGAAUUCUGUACUGUACAGGGAGCCAGUGUAAGGAUGCCAGGAUGGGGGUGAUGUGCUCACGCCUGCGGGUCUGUGUCAGGAGACGUGCAGCAGAGUUCUGCACAAGCUGCAGGCGGGCAAGGGAAGCCUGGCUAAUCCCUUCAUAAAGAGAGUUACAGUAGUCAAGACGGGUAGUUAUAAAAGCAUGGAUUAAUUUUUCCAGGUCAGGUCUUGAUAAAAUGGGCUUCACCUUGGCUAUUUGACGUAGCUGAUAAAAGCUUUUUUGUACCACCCCGCUGAUCUGUUUCUCAAAUUUAAAAUCAGGGUCAAACUUAACUCCCAGGUUAGUGACGACCUCUUUAAGGUAGGGUGAGAGGGAGCCUAGGUCGAUGUUGGGGGGGUGGCCUCCACUUGGUCCAAACAUCAUUACCUCGGUCUUGUUCUCAUUUAGACUGAGGAAGUUAAAAGAAAGCCAGGCUUUAAUGUCCUUAAGGCAGUCAGUGAGUUGCUGGACUGAGUUGGAGUUGUUCUGUGCAAGUGGAAAAUAGAUCUGACAAUCAUCAGCGUAAAAAUGAAAGGCAAAUAAAAGAGGGCCAAGGAUUGAGCCUUGGGGGACCCCAUGUGGGAGGGGAGCUGUUGACGACACAGAGUUGUCAAGUUUAACGCAGAAACUUCUGUCCCUUAAAUAAGACCGGAACCAGUCCAGGGCAACACCCUUAAUGCCCACACAGUGCUCCAGGCGAGAGAUUAAAAUGCUGUGGUCAACAGUGUCAAAUGCAGCAGACAGAUCUAGGAGCACAAGGACAACAAACUUUCCAGAGUCUGUUGUCAUUAGAAUAUCGUUUAAAACCUUUAAAAGUGCUGACUCUGUGCUGUGGAGAGCUUUAAAACCAGACUGGAACAACUCUGUGAUACCAUUAUCUUCCAAAAAUGGUAACAAUUGAUUGUAGACCACCUUCUCUAAAAUCUUGGACAGAUAUGGAAGAUUUGAGAUGGGUCUGAAAUUGGCACAGAGGGAUGGGUCAAGGCCAGUUUUUUUAAGUAGAGGCCGUACUACAGCAUGUUUAAAAUCCCUAGGUACUGUACCAGAGGAGAGGCUACUGUUAACAAUAUUAAGGACACUUGGUCCAAUAGUAGCAAGUACCUCUUUAAACAAGCGAGGGGGGAUGGCAUCAGCAGGGGAACCAGAAGGCUUCAUAUGGCCGACUAUGUCCUUUAAAAUAGAGAGGGACACAGACUCAAAUUUGGCAAAGACAGAUGUGGGGUGCAGAGGGGCAGAAGGGUCAUAUGAAGGUUGAGAGAUACAGGCUCUGGUUGACAUAAUUUUAUCGGUGAAGAAGUGGAGGAAUUUUUCACAGAUUUCAGUGGAGGAAUCAAAACCAAGAGACUUGGGAGCCUCAAGGACAGUGUUUAUGGUUUUGAACAGAGCUCUGGGGUUGUUACAGUUAAAAGCAAUUAAUUCUGAGAAGUAUUUAUUGUUCUCGGCUUUUACAAUCCUCUGAUAAUUCCUCAGACUAUCUUUAAGGAUGCCAAGAGACACGUGCAGUCUGUCCUUUUUUUAGUUCUAUUGUUUUGGUCAUGUUUGAAUGAAUGAAUGAAACUUUAUUUAACCUCAUUGAGAUGAAGAAUCUCAUUUACAAGAGUGUCCUGACCAAGACAGGCAGCAGUACAUUGACAAAGUUACAGACAUAAACAAGUACAGACAUAUACAGACAUAUACAGACAUAACAACGAGCAGCAGAGUAGAACAUUUUCAGUCAAAGCAUUUACAGCUUCAUCUUCCUCUGAGGCACGGGUGUCAAACUCGAGGUCCACAAGAUCAUCUCAUAUCUGUAUUAUUAUCGGCCCACUAGUAUAAAGUCUGCAGAUUUCCUCCAGAGUAUAAUAAUGUAAACUUUAGCACCAUUUUUUAAAAUGUUCUUAAUAAACCACGAAAAUCUGGAAAAUAAAAGAGUAAAAAAGAUUCGAUAAACAGUCAAGAAUGUGGAGGAAAAAUAUUUGGUAUUUUAUUUCAUGUUUUCAGUUUUGCAUGGCAAGAUUAUAAGUCAAACAUGAUUGGAUUUUUUAUUUCAUGCUUUGAUUUUGUUAAACUCAGUAUUUAGACUUUUGUCAUUUUUAUACUUUAGAUUCCAGUUUUAAAAUUAAAGUCAUAUUCUGACCUUUUAACCUGAUUUCAAUGUUCUCCUCGUGUAUUUGCUCUUUACAUAAAUAUUUCUCUUCUUUAAUAUCACGCUCUGAUCUUUUGAACCAAUAAAUAAAAUAGAAUAAAAAAUAAAAAUGAAAUAGAUUUUUCUAUCUCAGAUUCCCUGUUAAACUUCUCUUUUUAUCUUUAUUGAAUUUCUAAAUGAUUUAUAAUCGUUGCUGUUUUUGUUUUGCAUAUUUUUUGAAAAGGAGGUUGACAGUUUGGGUGAAAUGUUGACCCUCUUUGUCCCUCAGGUUGCCGUGGUUGAGUUUGACCGCCCUGCUCUGAGGCGUUUAAUCGACAUCGAAAAUGAUUCAAAGAGACACAAGUUUUCAGUCUGCAGGAGCUCAUAUCUGAAACUUUUGUCCGUUUCAAGAUGAGCUUUGAGGACAGGUAGCAGAAGUAGAUGAUGUUUGAUCGAGUCGUUUAGUUAUUGUCUGUUUUCAGUUCACUGUUUUCUUCCUCUCUUAGACCACAGACCAGAGUACUGUGUGCAGUAUUUCAGUAUUUCAGUAUUUGAGUAUUUGAGUAUUUGGGUCUGACUCAUGACUCGUACUCUGGUUGUGAAGUGGGUUUCCUGUCUGGUUCGGACUAUUUUUGCCGACACUCUUACUCAACAAGUUCAGAGGCGAGUAGGAGUUCACAGACUGAUGCAGAACUAGACCAGUACCAGCCUUGGACUCAACACGACCAAACCUGGACCCUCAGGGAUGAGAUGGAACAGUGAGAGAUUGUGUAAGAGUGAGUUUCUGUAAACGAAGCUCAGCUCUGAACUCCUCCCUCCUCUGAGAUCCACCUUGUGAUCUGGUCCACGGUUUAAGUGGGUCACUACAAACAAAUAUGUAUGCGCUGGUCCACUUUGGUGCUUCAUGGGCGGCACGCUCUGAUUACAUCUGUUUAACUUUAUGAAAUCACUCCGGGGGGGGGUUGAGCUCAUAUUCAUAAAUCUGUUUCAGACGAAGCUUCAGAGCUCUGUAAUUAAAAUAUUCAGAUUCAGAACUUUACGAGGUUUAAAGGGUUAUUAGAGGAGGGACUCUGAGUAUUCAUCACACUGAAGAAGACGAAGGAGAAACACAGCUGGGUCUCGGACAUUUUCAGGGCGUGGCUCUUCAGGAAACAGUUCACUACAUUUUAAAAUGAGGACCUCAAUGAAAACAGGCAAGGAAACAUCAGAGGGGGUCUGAACAGGUCCCAGGACCUAAUUUCUUUAGCAAAGAGACUAAACACAACUCACCUACUCUCUUCCAGCAGCCGCUUGUUUGUAGAGAGACCUCGGGCCAGUCCAUUACGGACUACAGCGGGGUGCCGCAGCUCAAGGAAGAACAUUUAUGAUCAUUUCUUUAUGGAAGUACAAUCAGACCGAGACGCUAAGACGGAAGAACUACCGCGUCUGUAAAAUGAUUAAUAUGGUGAUUAUUACUUCAAGGAAAUGAUAAAGAAAUGAUCAUAAAUGUUCUUCCUUGAGCUGCGGCACCCCGCUGUAGUCGAUGAGGCUGCUGGAAGAGAGUAGGUGAGUUGUGUUUAGUCUCUUAGCUAAAGUUAAAAAGAUGUUUGGUGUCUAGUCCUAUGUCUGUGACCCUAUAUGUCCUGUUGAUGAAGUUAGGUGCUGUUCUGAGCAUUAUUUGUGGCUAUAGAGUGGCGUUUUGGUUGAGGGCGUGGCUCUCUGUAUUUCUAUCCUGCGGUCGUUUCUAAAGUUGGUAUAACUAGAGAAACAAGCGGUCGACAACAUUCAUCUCUUUCUACUUCAGAAUAUCCCUUUAAAGUGUUUUAUGGCGAUUACGGCCCCUCGCCAUCAUAAAAAGUGCAUCAUGUCCUCACGGCGAUCUUGUUUCCAUGGUUGUGGGAAACCAAAAACCACAAGUGAAGCUGAAGAAGUCUAAUCUAGCCGCUGUAUCAUAACCCACGACUCAGCAGACACUCUGAUGGCGCCGAGGCGUCCUCGCUGUUGUUGUUUUGUUUUUCUUAAAUGCUGCAUCGCCACAAAUCCCCCGUCAGGACCACGCGAGACAGGAACUUUCAAAACAAAUCAGACAUUCCUACACAAACACUAAAACACACACACUCUCUCUCUCUCUCUGGAGUUAAUGCAGUCCUCUGAGCAGCUCUGCCCAUCCUCGCCAUGGCAGAGACUGGCAUCAGGCCUGUUGCUUAGUAACCGGGCCUGUGGAUGCUGCUGGCACUGCUGUCCUUUGGACCUCGAAACGGAGGAGGAGGAUGCUGAGACCACUAUUGUUACACUGUGGAGAGCAGUUAAACACACACACACACACACACACACACACACACACACACACACACACACACACACACACACACACACACACACACACACACACACACACUCCUCCACAUUUCUGUCCCUCUUUUUCACACUCUCUGAGUUUCUGGACUCAAAUGAACUUUAACAAAGUUCCUGUCUCGUUCUGGUUUUUCUAAAGUGGGUCUGCUGUAGGGCUGAGCGAUAAAACGAUAAUGUUAUAUAUCGAAAAUAAUUUCCCUCAAUAUCAAUAUUAAACAUGAUCAAUAUGCUUUUCUUGCCAAGUCUCGGUAGACUAUACGUAAUAGUCAGGCUGGGACGAUACGCUUUUCUCCUGAUUUGAUUCUUCUACGAUUUUUUAGAUUCUGAUUUGAUUUUAACUGCGAUUCUACGAUAUCGUCGAUUUUCUCGAUUUUUAUUCUGCAUUAUUUCUGUUGUGUGUUUGUUCCAAUCCCGAUUUUUCUUCUCCUGAUAGUCAAGACUUUAGAGAAUGAUGUUCAUGUGAUAAAAGGCUUGGUCACUGUAGAUUUAUGUGUUUUUUUAACAAAGUUCUGUUGGUAUAAAUUUCCGUUUUUGCGUUUUUGUUUGACUUUGAUGGUUUUUUUCACCCACAGCUCCACAGACUGAUCUACCAGAUGCAGGUCACGGUCCCGGCCUCAGGACCCAACAGCUUCAACUACUCCUUCUCGUACCUCUGUCUCCCUGACGACAAGAACGUCUGCAUCAUCGAUGACAUCAUCCGCGCCAUGGAGGAGAUCCAGUCGGCCCGCUCUUCCAACCGCACCGUCCCGAUUCUGCGCUAUCCCAUCACUCAGCUGGCAGACGGACGGCAAGCCUACAUCGGCCACCAGCUGGGCGGAGUUCAGGGCUGGGGUCCAGGCGGGGCUGUGCGUGGUCAGGGUACAGGUAGAGGGGAGGGCGUUCGCUCGGCGAGGGCGUUACAGCUCACCUAUUACCUCCAAGCCCGUGGCGGCCUGAUGGACCGCGUCGCCAGCCAAUGGGAGAAGGCCUUCUGUGCGGAGUUACAGGCGUUUGCGGCGUUGCACCCCAAACUCGGACUGUACCCGGCUACUUCCUCCUCUCUAAGAACGGACUUCCAGUUCUCUUCAGUGCUGGCCCGGCGCCCCCUGCUGGCCAGUCUGGGGGCGUGCAGUGUGUUGGCCAUCCUCUGCUGCUCCAUGAGGGACUGUGUGAGGUCCAAACCCUGGUUGGGACUGCUGGCUCUGCUGUCAAUCACGCUGUCAGGACUCACCGCUGCCGGGAUCCUCAACCUGACGGGGACCACCUACAACUCCUCGUACCUGGGGAUCCCUUUUGUCAUGCUAGGUAGGUUCAAAACCUUCAACCCGAGUCUCUGAACCCUGCAGUCAUAUGCUGGGUCCGAUUUUGCUUUUUUCUGACUUGGUAACUGAAACGCUGGUAACUCGGGUGCGAUGUCAUUUUCAGCUCAGAGUUCUGUCUUCCGAGGUUACUCGAACGCUGCAAUAGUCCAGACUUUUAUUUGUGCGUGCAGAUAUGAAGUGAUUUUGAGCUGAAGCAGUGAUUUCCACUACAGAGUCGUGCCUGUUCUUACUGCAGCUUCACAGAAAUACUCUUUUUAUACUCUGGCAUGUGAGGAACCUGUUGCAAAUUAACCUAAAAGUUGAAAGAUGGUCCUCCAGGUGUUUUCUUUUUUAUUUAGCACCACCUAAUUUAAAAGUUUUGAAGUAAUCCAUGUCCUUAACUUUUGUUUUGCUCUAUUUUACAUUGAAUCCACAAAGUUUAACUGGUUCGCAAACCAUCAAAAUCGGUUUUAAUCAGCCUUUAAUGUGGCGUCAUGUCCGGGUUGUAUUGAUUUUAAUAGUGAAGAGGAAAAUACAAAAUACAGGGCUUGACUCUGUAGUUUGUACUUUUUUCAAGGAAAAUAAAGAGGUGUGUCUUAUUAUCCGAACUUUGUAUUAUUAUUUGAAAUCAAUUAUAGGUCAAUUGGUCACGUGACAGUGAAGCUAUUGAAGGAAAACUGCCUUUUUUUUUUUUAGAACAUCAACCGGUAAUUUAUUGACGGUCCCUUAUUCAACACCGACGUUGACAGUGAGGGUGUCGAGUAGAUUUAACCGCGCUGCUGUUGUUAUUCCCGGUUAUGGAGAGUGAGAAGACACCGGUAGAUCCUCAGAGAAUGUCCGUCAGAUAUCCAACCUGAAACUAACUUCACCGCCGUAUUUACAGGAAAAUAUAUCCAACCUAAAACUAACUUCACCGCCGUAUUUACAGGAAAAUAUAUCCAACCUAAAACUAACUUCACCGCCGUAUUUACAGGAAAAUAUAUCCAACCUGAAACUAACUUCACCACUGUAUUUACAGGAAAAUAUAUCCAACCUGAAACGAACUUCACCGCCGUAUUUACAGGAAAAUAUAUCCAACCUGAAACUAACUUCACCGCUGUAUUUACAGGAAAAUAUAUCCAACCUGAAACUAACUUCACCGCCGUAUUUAAAAACAUUUGUUGACAUGUGACCCUAAAUACAUUUUACAAACGUCGCACUGUCGAGUCCUGCAUCAUAUGUUCGUCUGCUAUUAUGUCUUUGAGCCUCGUUAGUUUGAAAAUAUCCCGACAGUUUGAGAGUUUGGAGGAUUCAUGAGCGAGUUCGAUUUUCAAGCUUAUCAAAAAAGUGGUGAAACAUCAGCUGGAGGUUAAAUUUACUCACAGACGUGUCAACAGUCUGUCUCCUCGCAGUGCUUAAUUUAACUGCGUUACUUCAGUACACUUCGGUACUUAUCAGAAAAACAAUCUUUGCAAACUUUUGGUUGUUCAACUCUUUACAAAAAAACAACAUAAAAUAACGAUCAAAGCCGAGAGAAUCAAAGGAGAGCAGAUGUGAGCCAAGGUGAACACUUUUCUCCGUUUUCUCCUCCAUCACAGCUCGCCCGUGUUCCCAGUCUGUUAUUUUCAAAUCUGUGACGGGUGUUGCAGAUGCCAGCCUCGGGCUGAACGCCAUUUCAAAGUCGACAGAUCGUCAAAAUGACUGACAGGUGGUGAAGAGUGAACUUGACUCAGGAAGGGGGCGGAUGAUGAAACUGAAAGUACACUCCCUGACUGACUGAGGGGAGAAACUGAAUCUGAAAGUUGUUUAAAAAGUCGAGGACAAAGACACGGAUAUCCAAACUCAGAUCUGAACUGUUGCUGCAAACAGAAACUGUUGCAUAGUUGGUGUCUGACAACCUCCGAGUAAACAAUUCCAAUGAGCUGAAUUUGACAGUUUAGUAAAAUCAUAAACUGGAGUGCUGUGGGACGAGGGGGGAGGCACGUGCUUUAACGUCAGAGUCUCCAAUGACACCACAAAAAGUCGCUAGAUUUGUCGCUAGUUUUUGAAAAUUAGUCGCUAAAGGGGGUCUGAAAACUCGCCAAAUAUAGCAAUAAAUUUGCUAAGUUGGCAACACUGUCUUGAAAUCAGCUGGUUUUUUUUUAUGUUUUUGAGACUUUUUGAAAUUUUUGAGGUAAAAUUAUGCAAAAUGGACGGAAAGUAUUAUUUUAUACACUAUAGGAGUUAUGUCGCCACCUACUGUACUGGAGGUCCACCCUUGUAGUUUAUCACACUGACAUACAUUUCUCUGCUCUGAUUGGCUAUCGUAUCUGUUGUAUCUGAUACUUGAGACAGGAAAUAAAUGGACACGGGGCCUGGACAAAAAUCAUAAAUCACGAUGGCGACGUCAGGCGACCUCAGUGGACUCAUUUUUAGAGAAGGUAACACGGUGCCAAGGUUAACAACGGCACUAAAAACCAAGUCAGAGGCCGAGUGUGACUCAGUGGAUGUAAAUUACUGCAGGAAAACUGAAUUUUAGAGACAGUGAGGAACAUAGAUUUAAUGUGGAUCGAUUACUUCUUGGCCCAGGAGGGUCAGAAUCCGGGUCCUUAUGGGCCGCAGACUUCACCAGACUUAGUUGGAACUAUAACUCACGGAAACAUCGCAGACCUGACGUCACGGCGCUCAUGACCAGAGAGCAGAGAGGGGAAACAAAUCUAUAGGUUGGACAGUUUGAGUAUAUUCAAGGCAGUAAAAUCCUUUAUUAGGAACAUUAGUCUUCCACAGGCUGCAGCAGCAGGGUUAAUAAAGGAUGGAUUUACUCCAACAGGCAAUAAAGUCGAGACAAAUAUGAAUCCUUUCAUCCUCAAAUAUGUUUAUAGGGGUCUGAAAAUGAGAUUUCUCUGUUUUAGUCACGAAUUUGAUUUUAGCAGAGCAGCAGAAAGCAAACAAUCUGUGCCUUUAAAGCUAACCGAGUUAUUUGAAGAGCUGCUGCAUCAGUGAGUCUUAAUAUGCUGCAUGAAAAAUCAGAAGAGGAACCAAAAAAAUAAAAAACAUUCAAUGCAGGGAGAGAGUGUGAAUUUAACAAACAAGGUGUCGAAUCAAAACCCAUGCCUUGUAUACAAAGCCUACUCGCAGUUUACUUACAGUGCAUGCACGCUGGUGUAAAUGCUCACAUGCACACAGGGUCUAUACCAUAAUUAGUCAGUAAAUGCGGAGGAGGAAAAGCUGCUGCCAGGCCGAAAAUAACUGCAGAGAGAGAGAGAGAGAGAGCAGAAGAAGAAAUGGGGGAUAUGGAGAGGAAAUGGGGGCUGGAUGAAAUAUCACUCCAAAUGGGGGCUGAGAGGAGGAUUGUCUUUGCACAAAACAAAGUUAAACUGAAGUUAGAGGAAAGAAAAACAGGCGGGCGGGAGGAUUUCUCAGAACCAAGUGGGCCGACAGAAAGAGGUGGGAGGAAGUGUGAAAAGGGAAAGAGGGAUGAGAUUAUGCAUUAGAGGAAAAGAGAGAGAGAGAGAGAGCAUGACAGAGGAGAAAAAUGUGGACUCUGUCAACAUUUCUCAUCUUUUCUCUUCGCUAAUUGGACAUGAAUGCUGUCACUCUGGACCUGUUAGCUCUCAGAGCCUGGCACAGGAGACGAAAUGAUGUGUUGAUGGGGAAAGCUGUUCCAGGGCAGUAACUGCUUUUUAACGACGUGUGUGUGUGUGUGUGUGUCUGCAUGUGUGUGUGUGUCUGCAUGUGUGUGUGUGUGUCGGUGUACAGAGAGGAGGGAAAUCGUUGGUGUCGAGAAUUUGAAACAUAACUUUACGUUGUAUCAGUCAUUGAGGUACAACAUGCUCCAUAUGUUAGAGACUGCUUGGGUGUUUUGUGUGUGGCACUUUGAACUGGUUGCUAGGUAACACUGUAAACAACCUCAUUUUUAACCCUUUUAAAGCCAAUGGCCAGAAUAUCUUUAUUUGUUUUCUGUUUACUUCAAAUAAGUCCCUGAAAAACUCAGUUUCUGGCUGACUUUUGAAUGUUUCAUGCUAAUAAACAGAAAGGCACAAACUCAGUUCAGUUAAACCACUUAAACCAGUGAAAUGUGGUGUUGUUAACAGCAGGUGGAGCAAUCAAAAGCCCUUAAUAUAACCCUAAUACACCUUUCAUCAGGCUUUAAUAAGAUAUAUACCCAUUAGUACUGUCAUAGUAUACCAGUAUUCACGAUAACUGUUUUCUUAAAAAACGUAUAUUUUGAUAUUUUGGUUAAAAAUAAUACCUGGGGUUCAUAAUGGUCCUGUACACCAUAAUAAAACAGACACAAGAAAAGAACUACGAGCAGACUGCUUGUAGGCUGACUGAAGUAGCUCUAUGAGGGAUGAUAAGACCCUUUCAAAGAUAAUGUUCAAGAUUGAUCGUAAAUAUCAAAACAACAUUUGAGCUUUUAUUCGUACAGGUCAAUAAUGAACCAAACACUUACACUUCCUGACUGCCCAUUUAGCAGUUUAGAGAAAAGCCGUCGAGCAAUAACAUAUUUAAAAAGAAAUAAACUCAUUUAGGAUUUUUUUUUUUCUUUGCAAUUUUUUUUUUUUGCACUUUUUAAUUCCUGUAAAGAUUUUUUUUUUUUUUGCUGACUGCACAUUCAGCAGUUAAGAGAAGACCUAUCAAACAAUAAAAUCAAGACAAAGAAAUAUUCAAAUUUUUUUUUUUUUUUUUUUUUAUUUUGUAUUUUUUUUUCCAGCUAGGCAAGGAGCUAGGGCCUUUCAGUCCUGCCUCUGCCUCUGCCUCUUGUGUUUGCGGUGAUGUUUGGGAGUCAUGGCCUUUUUGAACCUCCUCCACAGUGAGAUUGACUCCAGUUCAGUUGCUCCUGCGAUGACCUCAGGUGUUGGUAAGGUCAUCUCAGGUGUCUCCUGAACUGUACGUGGACUGUCUUCUUCACUGUCCACCAAAGUAAUGUCCAGUUCAGGGGAGGGUUCUCUGAUGUCCUCGCCAAUGACUUCAAAUGUCUCCUCUUGAUCCUCAAUUUCAGAUCUUUCCAUUAGCAGAUCAUCCGCUGUGGUCUCCAGGAUGUCCUUUUCUUCAUCCAUUCCCUCAUCCAGCCGCAGUUCUUGGUUAUUUUCCUUAAGAAGCUGAAGCUUGGCCUCAUCCAGCUGUGUCUGGAGGUUGCCAGUCUUCAGCAUCUCAGCCUCCAGUUUGUUGCUCAAAGAUGAUACCAGGUCAUUGAGCUCUUGGAUCUUCUCUGUGUUCUUGGAUCCCAAUUUCUUAACCACAUCUUCCAGAGAAAGUUUCUCUGCUUCCAACUGCUCCAUCAUCUUCAUCUCCUGUUUGGCUUCCUCCUGAAGUGAAGAUCUAAAUCCCUCGUGUUCUUUUUCAAGGUUUUCAGUCCUCAGCAUCUGAGCCUCCAGCCUGUUGCUCAAAGAUUCUACAAGGCCAUUGAGCUCUUGGAUCUCCUCUUUAUUUUUGGAUCCUUCCAUGGCUCGUUUGUAUGCAUCUUCUUGCACUUUUUUCACCUGCUCUUUCAGAGAACGUUUCUCAGCAUUUAGCUCCUGAACUUGCUUCCUUUCCUUGCUGAUCUUCUCCUCAUACAUAUUCCUCAUUUCCUCCCGUUCUUGUUGGAAGGUAGACGCCCUCUUUCUUUCAUUGUCAAGCUUCUUUCUCAGAGAUGCGACCUGAUCUUUAAGUUUUUGCACUCUAGCCAUGUCGUGUGCAUCUGCAUCAUUGGCCUGCUCCUCCAGACUGAAAGGUGCUGCCGUUGGCUCCCAGAUGUAGAGCUUGAGCGUCUUUUUUAGCUCUACUAUUUCUUCCUCUUUGGCUUUGUUGGCAGCUUCCUGUGCCUUCAGCUCAUUCAUUAAACCUUCCAUCUGGAGGGCAGAACUGGCGUCAGCACCAAAGAUGUCUGCUUCGAUGGCGAGGUCGAUGGCCUUAUCCUUUGGGGUUGUCUUAGUCUUCCUUUGAGGUGCGGUUAGGGCAAGGAGUUUUUUAUUUUGUGCAGAAAUCACACCCAUGAGCUCCUCUUUGGUCUUGAUGGAGUAAUAACUUGUGUUCUGCGGUACUUUGUAGUUUGGGUGAAGAUGUUUAAGCUCCUCCUUCAGCUGCAGAAUGACCUUCUCACAACCUUCACAUCUCUCUACCUUCACCUUACCCUGCAGUUCUUCUAUUUCUGCCUUCAUGUCCUCAAUCUUUUCUUGUAGCUUGUUCUUCGCUACCCUCUCCUUUCUCAAAAGCGAGUUCAGGUCCUGAAUCUGGCUCUUCAGACUUGCCUCCACCUGCCAUCGGGGGGGAGGGCGUGCCUGGUGUUCUUGGUAGUAGGGAGCCUGUUGGUUUUGGUGGUAAACCUGAUGGCUUCCCUGCUGCCUGUGGUAGGGGGCCUGGUGGUAAACCUGAUGGCUUCCCUGCUGUCUGUGGUAGGGGGCCUGGUGGUAAACCUGAUGGCUUCCCUGCUGCCUGUGGUGGGGGGCCUGGUGUUUGACGUGAUGUCCCUCACGUGGUCUUUGAUAGGGGGCCUGGUGGAUCACCUGGUGGCCUCCUUGCUGUCUUUGGUGAGGGGUCCUGUGAUCUUGAUUUCCCCUCGGGACUUGCGCUGGUAGCUGAGCCGGGGGCUGCCGGCGUUGGUUUUGCUGGCAGCUUGGUUCAGCUCCUGGCAUGGUGUUGAUCAUCUCAACAGCCAUCUCAUCCUCCAUCUCCAUCAUGUCAGCCCAGCUGAGAGUUUGUGAUUCCCUGUUGUCCUGCAUUAUUGGAUUUCUUCUUGGGGGAUGAUCAAAGUCCCUUCUUCUCUUUAUCGCUGACAGACGAUAAAAAUCUGAGUUCUUCCUCUUAUCGUUGAGAGUUGAUAAAUCCGCGUCUCAAACGUAGAGUAGUCCUCUAGACAGUGCUAGUUGAGAGUUAUCGCUGAUAGCCGAUAAAUAUCCAAGUUCUUUCUCUUAUCGUUGAGAGUUGAUAAAUGCGCGUCUCGAACGUAGAGUAGUCUUCUUGAUAUGCAAGUUCAGAGACACUCAACUCAAUUACUAACUCUGUUCUGAGUCAUCGAUGACAUCACUGUGCUUUGAUCUUUUUUGUGAGGAACAUUCCGUUUUCGAAUUUGAAUGAUGCUUUUAGAAUUGUUUUGAUUUAAAUUUUUAAAUAUGGAUGGAAUGGCUGACAUACAGCUGACCCAGUGCUGAUCAGUGGAGAUUAAACAACAGCUGUUUUUCAUGAAAUGAAGGCAAGUGGUGUUUUGUCGCAGUGUUGUUUGGUAUUGUACUUUUACUGCUCAUAAGACAGUAUUACUGUAAGAUCAAUCAAUCAAACUUUAUUUUUAAAGCACUUCUCAUACGUAUAAUGUUGCACAGAGUGCUUUCCAUUGGCGCAGGAUAUUAAAACACAACGAAGUAAAAUAAAUAAAAAUACAAAUACCACCUUCCCAACUCCCAUUCAACACAUACAGCACUCACACACAGAUGCAUACGCAAAAGACCAGGUGAGGACUAAAACGAUAAAACCAUGAUAAAAUAUAAUAAAGGUGAUAAAGCAUUAAAAAGGGUUGUCAGGAGCUAUGCUUGAGUCUUUGUAUUGUAUUCAUGGUCGAAUCUAACGUCUGUUGAUUAUCGUAACCUGGUGUUGAAAAUGAAGCCAAUCUAGAAAUGCAACAAAAUGAUGCAGUUCUUGAGUGUCCACCAGAGGCUGCUUGCAGAAGCCAAGGAAUUCACAUUAACACAGAUGUUAAAAUGUAUUUCAACAUAUCUACUUCAUAGAAUAAACAACAUAACUUUUGAGUCAUACACACUUUUCAAGAAGUGAUUUUUUUAUAACACAGAUGUUUUGAAGACAGUAAGACAAAGAUUUAGACAUAGAUUUACUCAAUUACAACGUCACCUAACCAAAACCAAUGGGUGUCAAUGAGGCAGAGUCCAUGUUCAGACAGAGCAUUAAUUAUUGCAGACAGUAUGUUAUAUUUUACAGUAUGGCUUUUCUCUUAGAGUUCUGCAUGAGUAUGUAGAAAUACCAAAGCCCCUCCCCUCCUUUUUCAAUGCAUAUGUGAAAAGCAAAGACCCUUGAAUAAAGAAAGGAGCAGGCAUUGGUGACAAUACGACAAUCAGGCACAGCAUGAAAAGGACAAGCAGGUUCGAAGUGGUUUUGCAGAGGAAGUAGCAACAGUUCACAGUUUAUACAGAAUACUAAAUUUAACAUCAGCCUUUUGGAUGGUAGAUGGUAACGGGCAUCAGGAGGCUGGGGGCUGAGCUGGACUCUGUGGCCUGCCUGAACUAACUAUAUACUCAAUUUGUAAUCCAGUUUCCAGGUUGCUGAAGUUUAGCUUUUAAAUCAAUGAUAUUUUCCUCUUUUCUUAAACUUGAUUAUUUCAUUCUUUUCUGUCUAACAUUUCAGACUAAAUGCACACUCAUAGUAGUUAUUCAGCAUAAAAUCGAGUUAAUCCUUUUAAAGAAGCUUUUUAACCCUGUGAGAUAAUACCAGAAUUAUGGGUAAUGGACGGUGUAAGUGCCACUUUUACCACAGCAGUUUAACCUGAGCGUCUCCAGUACCUCAGAUCCUCUUUAUGACAAAUCAGGGACCGAAAGCUUCCCUGCAGAAGGACAUGUCCUCCUCUGAUGGGUUUGUCUUCUGGUUUAGUGCCACCAUGUGUGUCGUAUUAUGUGUGUGUUUUGGUCCGAGAUCGCACAUUAGCUCGUCUCCAGUUCUGGUAAAAUCCCAAAAUCCUCCAUCGAGUGCUGUCCUCAGCCUCCCCCUCUUCACGCUGCAACAUUAACCUCCACACCUCUUUCCCUGCCAUUCACUGCCUGAUUCCCUCGCUCUCAAUUACAUUCACACAGAUGCACACGCACACAAUCGCACUCAGAUACAGACACGCACACACACACACACUCACUCACUCACACACAAAUCACAGAUCCACAGACUUUCUCAGCUGCACCCACGCUCGAAGUGUCGGUACGUUGUGCCUCUGCUGAGGUGUUAAGUGUUUUGCCGUGGUGAGGUCACUGGAGAAAGGGGAGGGGGGGUCUUGGGUCACUGGUGACUCACUGGUGCCAUAGCAACCACGGAAGAGGAAACCAUUGAAAACCAUCUGGUGCAUGUAUUCAAACAUGUAUGUUCAUCUGCAUGAGACCGGACAUGCAUGUGACAUGAACUUCAGCGCUCACAUGAUGAUGUCUGCAGAUCUGCAAACUCAAAUUCUGAAUUCAUGUUAAAAUUUUCUCAAUCAUCCGUGUUGCGCUCCGCUCUGCUGCUUCAAACUACACAAGUUGACCAGAAAACUACAUUUCCACGGGGUCUCAGAUCUGCCGAGUCAGAUUUUUCCAGUUCAGACAGGAUUGAGGUGUGACAUCAUGCUGAGAGGACUGUUUAAAAAACAGACACACUCAGAUAUUUGUCUGCAAUGCUGUGAUUCUUCGAAAUGAGGGAAUCCGAGCCAGAUGAAAAGUGGUUGAAAUAUUCCAGUGAAAGCAGCAGGCUGUAAAAAUUCAUGCACUUUUUAUGCCCUCGUAAUGUAAAGGAAUAAUGUUUGUAUGAUUUUUAUGUGGGGGGGGGGGGCUUCAAUAAUUAAUUGUUGAACCUCUUUAAAAGCUCUAAAUUACUACAAGUUGUUAUUUAAAACUUGGUGAAAUCACUGAAAAAGUACAAAAAGCUGCAACAAUCUGUUCUGUCAGAGAGUUUCUCCUCUUUAAACGGUUUCUCUCUGAAUCAGCUGAUCAAGUAAACAAACGGCUCUGAAACAGGAAACGAUUCUUAAUGUUCACCAGUUUGUUUUUGUUUUCUAGGUUGAAGAAGAUCCUCCGGUCGGUUUAUAUUUGGCUCUCCCUGUGUAAGGCGGGGAGAGCAGCAGCAAAGACCCUGCUGCAGGCGUUAAAGGGAUAUUCAGGCAUAAAAUUAAAUUAGGGUCAAACAAACCACAACACAGACCGCUUGCUUCUCUAGUUAUACCAACUUUAGUAAUGACCUCAGGAUAGCAAUACAGAGAGCCACGCACUCAACCAAAACGCCACUCUAUAACCACAAAUAAUGCUCAGAACAGCACCUAACUUCAUCAACAGGACAUAUAGGGUCACAGCCAUAGUACUAGACACCAAACAUCUUUUUAACUUUGACUCAUUUCUUUAGCAAAGAGACUAAACACAACUCACCUACUCUCUUCCAGCAGACGCUUGUUCAUAGCGAGACCUCAGGCCAGUCCAUUACGGACUACAGCGGGGUGACACAGCUCAAGGAAGAACAUUUAUGAUCAUUUCUUCAUGGAAAUACAAUCAGACCGAGACGCUAAGACAGAAGAACUACAGCGUCUGUAAAAUGAUUAAUAUGAUGAUUAUUACUUUAAGGAAAUAAUAAAGAAAUGAUCAUAAAUGUUCUUCCUUGAGCUGCGGCACCCGCUGUAGUCCGUAAUGGACUGGCCCGAGGUCUUAACUAGACCUCUAUAACUAGAGAAGCAAGCGGUCGGCAACAUUCAUCUCUGGAGGGGGGGUCUAACUCAGUGUGACGGUGUGUUUGACCCUAACUUAAUUUUGCGCCGGAAUAUCCCUUUAAUGAUGGCUGACAUGUCAGCUGUUUGGCCUGUAUUAAGAUCAGCUGAUAUACAGUUGGCUGAGCCUGACGUCCAGCCUGCCUGAACUAACACUGUGCUCCAUGUUUCCAUCAGGUCACGGGCUUUUUGGCUCCUUUGAGAUGCUGUCAUCGUGGAGACGAACUCGGGAAGACCAGCACGUGAAGGAGCGUGUGGCGAGCGUCUUCGAGGACGUCAUGUUGCGUUUCUCCGGCUCCACCAUGCUCCACCUAUUGACCCUCGGCCUCGCCGCCUCACCGCUCACCAACAUGGAGGCUGUUCGUCUUUUCUGCCGCACCGCUGCCUUGGCUGUCACCAUCAGCUACGUUUACAUGUUGUCCUUCUACAGUUCCUGUCUGGUGUUCACCGGGUACCUGGAGACCGGGUACAGGCACGGCUGCUUCUGCCGGAGAGUCCCCAAACCGGACCGUCUGGACUCUAAACCCGCCUGGUACAGGUGCUUGAUGUACACUCGCUACCAGGACGAGACUCAAACUCCGAACCCUCCACAUGGGGGGGUCGGUCACGGACACACUAACUCUCCAAACCCUAACCUCGCACACACACAUGCACACACGCACCCACACCCACACACGGUGAACAAUCCUGUCUUGCACGGACACAGUCAUGUGACUAACUCUGCACACCCACAUCAACACACACAUCCGUCAGCUCACACGGACCAUCAUCAUCCUCAGGACUCACACCUGUUGUUAGGGUGUGUGAGGCGUUGCUAUGGGGACUGGAUCACCAACACCUACGUCAAACCCUUUGUGGUUCUGCUGUACCUGGUUUACAUCUCCUUUGGGCUGAUGGGCUUCCUGCAGGUAAGGAGACCCCGAAUACAACGGGUUCAUGUUUUGUACAAUAAUGCUGCAUCUGAGUUUCCUCGGAAGUCAGAUGUCGGAGUUCCCAGCGUUUCAGUUGCCAAGUCGGAAAAAGGCAAAAUUGGAGGCCUGAAACAAGAUGGCUACCUCACAAAAGUUAUUUUAGCACUUGCCUUAUAUUCGGACAAGGCAAGCGCUAAAAUUACUUUCGUAGAUGUCGCCAUCUUGUUUCAGGCCUCCGAUUUCGCUAGGAUUUGUUCAGUUAGUAACAUGCUUCUUUUAUCAACAGGUGACCCAGGGUUCGGACCCCAGCGCUCUGGUUGCCAUGGACACAGCGACAGUAUUGUACACCCGUGCCCAGCAGCGUUACUUCAGCUCCUACUCCCCUGUCAUUGGAUUUUACAUCUAUGAAAGCGCCCCCUACUGGAACGUGUCGGUGCAGCGGGACCUGCUGGAGUACGCCAAAGGCUUCCAGCGAAUCAGCUGGCUGGAAGCGUACCUGAACUACCUGACAGACCGCAACCAGUCCACCAGCCAGCCACGGGAGAACUUCACGCGCACACUUCGCCACUCUUUCCUCCGUGAGCCACAGUUUGCGCACUUCACCGAUGACAUCAUAUUUGCAGAGCGAGGUCAGGGGGAGGAGCCGGAGGUGGCGGCGUCAAGAAUCUUUCUUGUUGCCAAGACGACGGAGAACAAGCGGGAGGAGAUGUCAGUGCUGCUGGACACGCUGCGACGCUUGUCUCUGACUUCGAGGGUUCGGUUCUUGAUCUUUAACCCCUCCUUUGUUUACCUGGAUCGGUACGCCGCGGCGGUCAGCUCCCCCCUCAGACACUCACUGCUGGCAGUGCUCUUCCUGUUGGGUCUGUCCUCGCUGGCGGUCGUCGAGCCGCUGGUGUCCGUGUGGCUCGGCCUCACCCUGCUCUCUGUUCAGUUCGGGGUCCUCGGAUUCAUGACCUUAUGGGGGGUGGAGCUUGACUGCAUGUCAGUGCUGUGUCUGAUAUCAGCUUUGGGGCACUCGGCGGACUGCAGCGGCCCCCUUCUCUGCGGUUUCGCCUCAGGUCGGGGCGACAGCCGGACUCGCUGGGUGAGAGUGGCGUUAGAGAGACACGGCGUCCCCUCUUUACAGACUCUUAUCUGCUACAGCGCCGCCCUGGUGCCCGUCGGCUCGGUUCGCUCCAACCUCACACGCACACUUUUCCGCUGCCUCACCCUCACGGCCGGCUGCUCGGCUCUGCACACGCUCGCCUUCCUGCCCACCCUCCUCACCUUCCUGCCGCCCUCCAAGACCCGGGGACACGGACCAGAGGGGGAGGGGCAGAGACAGGAAGUGGAGUGCGUGGAGAUGAAUGACAGCACUCGCGUGGUGGACCAGAUCACCACUGUUUGAGGAUGAUGUCCAGACCUUUGCCCUUUGACGAGGAAGUCACUUGAAGCAGCCGCUAUGAUGCUGCCAAAAGAGCGAGUGCUGAGACGCGUGAAAAGACGGCGAGAGCGAGAGCGAGAGAGAGAGAGAGAGAGAGAGAGAGAGAGAGAGAGAGAGAGAGAGAGAGAGGGCGUCCUUGGGUGGAAGAAAGGAAGAGAAAUAAAGACAGAAAGCCAAGAGGAAACAGUGAAGGAGUAAAUGAAGGUGUGAGGUUGUUAAAGAGAAAGAGUGAGCACAGACCAGCUUUCUAAUGCAGCGUAUCCAUGGUUACCUGCUUGUUGCUGAUGCUGUGCGGCAUAUCAAUGAGCUCGUUCCCGAACAGCGGACCAGAAGUCGGGGGUCAGCCGAGGUCAGGCCUGGACGUGAAGCAAAGUGCCACAUUUUUUCACUAAAACUCGCUCUCUAUCUGGUCACCUUGUUUUGCUACCGCUUUCUGUUCGACAUCGCAAGUUGCACAAAUAGAGCUACGACAACCUGAGGCAAUCAUCUGUACGACUCGAGUAUUUCUACUUUAAUGCUGGAUUAAUAAAGUCAACUCAAGAAAUGAG